Molecule: messenger RNA, 4930 nt
Organism: Gracilinanus agilis (Agile Gracile Mouse Opossum)
Lineage: Eukaryota; Metazoa; Chordata; Mammalia; Didelphimorphia; Didelphidae
Gene: EFR3A
Product: EFR3 homolog A
Exons: 22
Coding region: 173-2464 (763 amino acids)
Biological process (GO): protein localization to plasma membrane
Cellular component (GO): plasma membrane
Source: RefSeq, a predicted model, not a curated record
GCGGCGGCGGCGCCCGUUUUCACUUGGAGCGGGGCUUCUGGCUCGGCGCCAGUCCCCGCCCCCUUGGGCCCAAGCCUCGGCUCCCCCCAACCCGCCUCGGACCUCUGUCCAGACCCGGUCCGUCAUCAUGGUAUCCUCUGGCCUUCGGUUCACCAAUCCUCGCUGAGCCCUCAUGAGGCGAGCGCGUCCUGGGGCCAACAUGCCUAUCCGAAUAUGCUGCUGCUGUGGUGCUUUACGUCCUCGUUUCAAACGUCUGGUGGAUAACAUAUUUCCUGAAGAUCCAAAAGAUGGUCUUGUUAAAGGUGAUAUGGAGAAACUGACGUUUUAUGCUGUAUCUGCCCCAGAGAAACUAGAUCGAAUUGGAACUUACUUGGCUGACAAACUGACCAGAGAUGUUGUCAGACACCGGACUGGGAAUGUUUUAAUUGCUAUGGAGGCAUUGGACCAGUUGCUAAUGGCUUGCCAUUCUCAAAGCAUCAAACCAUUUGUAGAAAGUUUUCUGCAUAUGGUAGCAAAGCUGCUGGAGUCAGGAGAACCACAACUACAAAUGCUUGGAACUAAUUCUUUCGUCAAAUUUGCAAAUAUUGAAGAAGAUACGCCCUCUUAUCAUAGACGUUAUGACUUUUUCGUUUCUCGAUUCAGUGCUAUGUGUCAUUCCUCUUAUGAUGAUCCAGAGAUACAGAGAGAAAUCCGUGUAGCUGGGAUCCGAGGAAUUCAGGGUGUAGUUCGCAAAACAGUUAAUGAUGAGUUACAGGCAACUAUAUGGGAACCACAGCAUAUGGACAAAAUUGUUCCAUCUCUGUUAUUUAACAUGCAAAAAUUAGAGGAUGUUGACAGUCGCAUAGGCCCUCCUUCCUCUCCUGAUGGUGACAAAGAGGAAAAUCCUGCUGUAUUGGCUGAAAACUGCUUCAGAGAAUUACUGGGCCGAGCAACAUAUGGGAAUAUGAGUAAUGCUGUUCGACCAGUUUUUGAUAUCUUGCCUGGAAUAGGCCCCACAGUACUGGAAGUAUUCAAUACCUUAUUGAAGCAUUUACGUCUCAGCGUUGAAUUUGAAGCUGGUGAAAGACGGGGCUCCAUGGGUAGUGUCAAUGUAAGCACAAGCACCAAAGAUAAUGAUGAGAGGAUUGUCCAGAAUGCUAUUAUUCAAACAAUAGGUUUUUUUGGAAGUAAUUUACCAGAUUAUCAGAGAUCAGAAAUCAUGAUGUUUAUCAUGGGAAAAGUACCUGUUUUUGGAACUACCACACAUACAUUGGAUACCAGUCAGCUAGGGGAUUUGGGGACCAGACGGAUUCAAAUAAUGUUGCUGAGAUCUUUACUUAUGGUAACAUCUGGAUACAAAGCUAAGACUAUUGUUACUGCAUUACCUGCCCCAUUUCUUGAUCCUAUAUUAUCUCCAUCUCUAAUGGAAGACUAUGAAUUGAGACAGCUGGUCCUGGAAAUUAUGCAUAACCUCAUUGAUCGACAUGACAAUCGGGCAAAACUUCGAGGUAUCAGAAUCAUACCAGAUGUAGCUGACCUUAAGAUAAAAAGAGAGAAAAUUUCCAAGCAAGAUGCAAGUUUUAUGAAAAAGAAUGGUCAGCAGUUAUACCGGCACAUUUAUUUGGGCUGUAAGGAAGAUGACAAUGUUCAAAAAAACUUUGAAUUACUCUAUACUUCCCUUGCUCUUAUAACUAUUGAACUGGCCAAUGAAGAAGUGGUUAUUGAUCUUAUACGAGUAGCCAUUGCUUUACAGGAUAAUGCCAUUGUUAAUGAGGAUAAUCUGCCCAUGUUUCAUCGUUGUGCUAUGAUGGCAUUAGUUGCAGCAUAUCUCAACUUUUUAAGUCAGAUGAUAGCAGUUCCUGCUUUUUGCCAGCAUGUCAGCAAGGUUAUUGAAAUAAGAACAAUGGAAGCACCCUAUUUUCUACCAGAACAUAUUUUCAGAGACAAAUGCAUGCUUCCAAAGUCUCUAGAGAAACAUGAAAAAAAUUUGUAUUUCUUGACUAACAAGAUUGCAGAAUCAUUAGGGGGCAGUGGAUAUAAUGUAGAAAAACUAACAGUGCCAUAUGUACCACAAGUAACAGAUGAAGAUCGACUUUCCAGACGGAAGAGCAUUGUAGACACUGUAUCCAUUCAAGUGGAUAUCUUACCAGGCAGCAACCCUAUUGAUAAUAUGAUCAGUACUACCACUGAAGAAAUAACCUUUGAAGCAUUGAAAAAAGCAAUUGAUACCAAUGGAAUGGAAGAACAAGAAAAAGAGAAGAGGCGCCUUGUGAUAGAGAAAUUUCAGAAAGCACCUUUUGAAGAAAUUGCAGCUCAAUGUGAAACUAAAGCAAAUUUUCUUCAUGACAGACUUGCACAAAUACUGGAGCUCACCAUACGUCCUCCCCCGAGUCCAUCAGGAACAUUAACCAUUACAUCUGGACAUGCCCAGUACCAGUCUGUCCCAGUUUAUGAGAUGAAGUUUCCAGAUCUCUGUGUGUAUUGAGUCUUAUGGAGUCUGCUGAAUCAUAUUUAGUAUAAAGUUGAAAAUCAAGGCCAAAAUCAAUUUUUAGGGUUAAUUUGCUUCAUCUCAGUUAACAUAUUUAUUCAAAAUAAUUAUGAAACUAAAGUUGAACCAAAUGAUUGAUUGCCAGAGCAAAUUGGACAUUUUUAAACUGUAUUCUCUCAAGUACAUUGGAGCAUACAGAUUUGUCAUGUCAAUUUGUUUUUCCAUUUGAAUUCCCUAUUGGUUUUAAAAGUUGAGCAAGUAAAGUUUUUACAUAUUCUAUAGCACAUUUUAAACUUUUCAGAAAUGCUUGUUUCAAAUGCAAGUUGAUAUUUUUUCAGAUCCUUAAAGGAAAUUUACUAACAUAAAGAAUAUAUAUGAUGUAUUUCUUAAGCUUAUAAAGAACUGUUUUAGCAAGAAUGGCUUUGGCUUCCUGUCGCAUAGAAUAGCAAAGAAGUAUAUUUGCUCACAAACUUGGAGGCUUGUGUUUAGUGGCUUAUUCUCCUCUGCUUUAGAAUAAGUUGUAAAAAGCCACCAUUGCUUAUUCAUGAUAACAAAUUAUAUUUGAGUGAUAGUAGUCAAAGGAUAUAAACUAAAAAAAUAUGCUUUUACAAAUCUGUUACUGCUAUAUUGUUUUCUGCUAAAGAUUUAACUGUUCUUGAGAAGCAUAAAGCAACUUCUUAGAGCACCAAAUUGUGCAAUAUUUUUCACAUCAUAGAUGUAUAUAUAGUUGAUGGGCCAUGCUUUGAAAUUGCAGUUGUAUUUUGCUGUGGCUCCAUUAAUUGAGAGAGAUAUAUUUAGUAUAGAAAGACAUUUUUAAGAAGUUAAUUGUUCACCCGUGAAUUCAUAAAUACAAAAAGUGAGAAGUCUAUAUACAUUUCUCUUCAUAGCAUAUUAAUUUAAAUUUUCAGUAAUAUUUUACAUAUUGAUUAUUUCUUAAUCAAUCCUACAGUUUCAACAUUCCCUAAUGUUGAUUUAAAGUUUAUUUUGUAAGAUUUGAACCAAAUGUACCAACAUACAUCUGGUUUUUUUAGAAUUACUUUAGAAUACUCUGUGGUUUUAGAGAACAAGUGUGCUGAAUUUCAUAGGUUUAUAUGUCUGCUAAUAUCAAUGUUACAGUGUAUGCAUACUGACAUGCUUUUGAUAAUAUUUAAAAUGGGUAUGUAUUUUGGUGAAUUCCUUGGCACUGGGUCUUAAUAAACACUUUUUUUCUUCAUGGUCCGUUUUGAAAUUCUCUUCAGAAGAUUAAAAAUCAUCUGUUCCACAGUCCAGUACCUUGAGUGGAAGAUUUUUCAGCCUACAUUGCCAUUUACAUGAAGCAGCAUAAGCAUCUCAAAGGCUAAAAGGAACUUAAUAUUUUAAUUUAGAAAAUUGUAAUAAAGUGUUCAUGUGAAUUUGUGUGUAUUAUUUAGGCUCUGCUUGAAACAGGAAAAAUGAAGAGAAAAUAAGGAAAGUCACUGUAAAUCUUUUGAAUAUGUAAACCAAAAUAAUGAUUCCCCUUGACCCUUUUUUGGAAGUAUAGUAGUGCAUGCCCCAUGUUGUAAUCAGUUAAACCUAUGAAAUGACACCUUAAAACAAGAUGGAAUGUUCUCAAAACCCAGCCCUUUUCCAAUGAGCAGGGUACUCAGAGUUGUAGACAACAAAAUAGCUUCUCCAAUAUUCUUUUGGGUCUUUUGCUACUACAGCUUGACAUCCUGAUCAAACAAGAAUUUUUACAUCAGUACUUUUGCCAUUUGCCCACAUUAAUUUUCUUUUUAAGGUAAGAUAUUAUUUGACCUACAUUUUUUUUUAAAGAAUUUAAAUGGGGGAACAGAAUGCAGAACAAUCAUCAUCCACUUGGAUGUCGUUUUAUAAAUUAACACUGUGUGCUUUUGUAUGAAAAAAGAAAUAUAAUUUAAUAAUCUAUGAAAAUAAGAAAUUACGAAUGUAUUUUCAUUUGCACUCAUGCAAUAUAGAAACUGCUGUACAUAUUUUCUUGUUUUGGGAAAUUUAAAUUUGCUGCAUGUAUUGAUCGCAUGUACCCUGGGAAAUGUAAUUGGCCUUUAUUGCACCUUUCACUUAGUCUGUUCAUACAUUGUUGGUUUGAGUUUUUCUUGGUUUCACCACAGUAGACAUCCUGGAUCGCUGGCCUGACUCUGUUGGUUGUAAGUUCUGAGAAUUGAUAUUUUCUUUGAUUCAUUUCUUUUGUCACGGGAACACUGCAGAUACUUGUAUGUGUGUCAUUAAGGCAUUUUGGAGACAGAGUAUGGGAUUUGUUUACCAUCUGAUUUUGUUGUGUUUUUUUUUCCUGUAGGUAUUAAGUCGAAUAAACUGUUAAGUAUUCUAAUUUUAAUGUAUGCAGUUAUUUUGUAUCAUUUUACUUUUUUUUUAGCAGUUUUAGUACUUAGAAUAUACAGUGUGUGUGCUGGGUCUCUAGUACCUAUGACUGUUUCAUUAAAGUUUGACUGUCACUUCGAGUCCAACUGA